AUGGCGUCCUCUGAUACAAAAUAUCCUCUUGAUCAAACUGUGGCCUUUGGCCUUCACAUAGGUCUUCCUAGUAGUCCAACUACUAGCACCACUACUGUUGAUCUGAUCUCUAGGGUAUCUCCUUCCUGUUUUACCAUGAGUAACAGCACUAGUAGUGGUAAUAGCCAUGAGUUCAUGAACACAACUAAGCAGCAGCAGCAAUUAGGUGGAGUAACAGUGGCAGCAACUGGCUAUCCCACUACCGCUACCACUACUACUAAUACCGAUACUAAUUGUGUUAGUGGUUGUAGAAUCAACAAGGGGGAGUACUGGAUCCCUUCCCCAUCGCAGAUUCUCAUUGGUCCUACACAAUUUUCAUGUCCUGUUUGCUGCAAGACCUUCAACAGAUGCAACAACAUACAGGUUUCACAUCAAAAGCCUACCAAAACCUUGAAAGAAAUCACAACUGAACUCUGUCCGGUAGCUUAA
Papaver somniferum (opium poppy) is the source of this 468-nucleotide messenger RNA. Its product is annotated as zinc finger protein WIP2-like. NCBI's taxonomy places the organism in Eukaryota, Viridiplantae, Streptophyta, Magnoliopsida, Ranunculales, Papaveraceae. The transcript has 2 exons. Bases 1 to 468 code for a protein of 155 amino acids. The record is from RefSeq and is a predicted model, not a curated record. Gene Ontology annotation, cellular component: nucleus. Gene Ontology annotation, molecular function: DNA-binding transcription factor activity. Gene Ontology annotation, biological process: anatomical structure development; regulation of gene expression.